Messenger RNA from Mycena citricolor, 1421 nucleotides. NCBI's taxonomy places the organism in Eukaryota, Fungi, Basidiomycota, Agaricomycetes, Agaricales, Mycenaceae. The record is from the annotation of a GenBank genome assembly.
GUGACUGCCGGCAUCUCAGCAUGCGCAAUUUUCGCCACCAUGAAUUUGGCCCUGGCCAUCCUUUCUUUCUACGGCACUUUUCGGGCUGAUCGCUUCAUGUGAAAAGCUCGGGCCACCCAGGCCGUUUGCCCCGAUUGGGCGUGCCCCUUUCAUUCUAAUUCUUCCGCCAAACCAAGCCGCAGACCCAAUAUGGGCCCGUUCUCUUUCCACUUGCUUUUCGUCAUCGCGUGGACCAGCACACCACCCACCACACUUAUAUCAGCCAUUCUGAUUUUCAACUUCCCAUUCCUCAUUCACUGCUCUCAUGUCCCGCCCAGUCUUCUCUGUUUUCGGUGCCACGGGCACUCAAGGCUCCAGCGUCAUCAACGCCAUUCUCGCCGAUGGUUCUUUCCAGGCUCGCGCCAUCACCCGCAAUCCGGCCUCGAGCGCAACGCAGGCACUGGUCAAACGCGGCGUGGAGGUCGUCCAGGGCGAUACGUGUGCCGACGUCCACACGCUGACCCAGGCGCUACGGGGCAGCAAAGCUGUGUUCCUCGUGACGGUUCUCGUAGCCUUCGGAGCGUCUCUCGACGAGAAGACCCAGGGAAUCAACGUCAUCGAGGCUGCGAAGAAGGCCGGUGUCGAGUUCCUCGUGUUCAGCUCCCUCCCAAGCGUCAUCGAAGCGUCGAAAGGAAAAUACACGGGAGUCGUGCACCACGAUCACAAGGCUGAGGUCGAAAAUUACCUCAAAACCGCCGGACUCGCGCACGCGUCCAUUCUUACCAGCACAUUUCUGGAAGACCUCUGGAUGUACGGUUGGCUGAAGAAGACGGAGUUGGGCUACGUGCUUUCCGCUUUUUACCCGCCAGCUGCAAAGGAGGCCUUUACCUGGGCCUGUCGCGACGUUGGCGUUGUCUCGCUUGCCUUGGCAAAAGCUUUCGCCAGCGGAAACACCAGUAUAGUCGGGAAAUCGUACCCGAUCGUCAAUGCCUGGACUACCCUCCCGCACUUUGGCGAGUUAAUCGGAAAAAAACUGGGAGCAUCUGUGAGAUUCAUACAAGCACCGCCGACUGGGGUCGAGUCUAUCGACGAGAUGUACGUUGCGCACGCAGAAUACGAGGGCCUGUUGGGGGGGACCCCCAUUCCGAAUCCAGAUUUGGUCGAGCUCGGUGUUCAGCUGGGAACGUUUGAGGAAUUCCUGGAGGAGGAAGUGAAGACUCGUUUCGCUGCUUGAAGUCAGGCAAUGUGACGUGGAAUCAUGCAUUGUCCUUCUUCCAUGACAAGUCUGAGUGUGUUGAGUGUUCAUACAAAAGAUGGAUCGACCAGCUGUAAUGGUAGAUGACCCAAUUCAAGUCUGUGUCUGCUUCCAGACAAGGAUUGGCAGCAACUGCGUUCCUUCUUCCAGCGCGUGUGGAUGCAUCUAGAGAUCAUUUUCACUAGAC